Molecule: messenger RNA, 1333 nt
Organism: Rosa rugosa (rugosa rose)
Lineage: Eukaryota; Viridiplantae; Streptophyta; Magnoliopsida; Rosales; Rosaceae
Product: putative F-box protein At1g70960
Exons: 1
Coding region: 6-1244 (412 amino acids)
Molecular function (GO): protein binding
Source: RefSeq, a predicted model, not a curated record
CAGAAAUGACAGAGUUCUCCAAAUUUCCUGAAGAGAUGGCCUUGCAAAUCUUAUCAAGGAUGCCACCUAAAUCUCUGAUGCGAUUCAAGUGUGUCCGUAAGUCAUGGUAUACAUUGAUCAAAAGUCCCAGCUUCGUAUCCAAACACCUCUUUAAUUCCUUGCACAACAAACAGUCCACAUGCAUCUUUUGCAAGCGUUACGUCUUCAGGGAUAUCGCCACUAAAGAUGUGGAAUCUGUAAUCUCAUUGAUUACUUUUUCCAAUGAUGAUGUUGGCGAUAAUGACCAUGAGCAUAUCUCUCAUUCGGUUAUCCAAGACAUCGAUCUUCCACUUUCUAUGAGUGGAGUACCGAAGAACCAUGUCAAUGAGCCUGAGCUUCUCGGAGCUGUAUAUAUUACAGGGCAUUGUGAUGGAAUCAUAUGUUUAGUCCAUGGUGAGAUUGUGCUAUGGAAUCCAGCAAUUAAGCAAUUCAAGGUUCUUCCCAAGCCACUCCUUACAAAUGGGAUCGUAAAUUCUAUAGGAUUUGGCUAUGAUCCCAGAUCUAAAGAUUACAAAGUUUUUAGUUUUCCAACUCAUGAUGAGGACCGAACUAGCGAGCGUGAUUUUAAUUAUCCUCCACAGGUUGAAGUAUACAGCCUCAGUACCGACUCGUGGACAGAGAUCAACGCCGAUCAUUUAGAAACUGAAACUACCAACUUGUAUCCUGAAUAUUUUCAAAUGAACUUUAAGGGAAUUUGGUAUUGGACCGGCAGUGAGCAACAAAAGGAAUUCAUGGUUGUUUAUGAUAGUAUGGAUGAGGAAUGGGUGAGGCAGCUGAUCAUUGUGUUUGAUAUGAAUGAUCAAGUAUUUGAAGACAUACUAUUUCCAUAUAGUUUAUACCACCCGAUGAUUCCUUAUUUAGAAAUGCGCGUUAUUGUGUGGAAUGAAUCCGUCGCUCUUUUUGGUCAGUACCGUUUUGGUUAUGCUGAUGAUGCUUUUGGAUUAUGGGUAAUGGAUGAUAUUGUCAAGGGUUCUUGGACAAAACAAUUAACCCUAGAGGUCAUAGUUGGGACUCGAAUGACUUUGGAAAUGUGGAAGAGCGACGAGAUUCUUAUGGUGGCUAAUGACAACCGUAUAUUCUCCUUCAAUUUCAGAACUGAAGAGAUUAAAUUUCUUCCCAUUGAAAGUACGCAUCCAACUUUUUCCGCAGCUAUUGUAUGCAUAAACAGUAUAGUUCCGGUUAUUCAUGGGAGGCAACAAGCAUAAGACGUAUAGAACUGUAGCAAUGUAUGUAUCUCAUUAGUCUUGUGUCCAGGAACUUGAUAAGGAGAUGUACUAAUAAGUAACAAGGAUCA